This is a messenger RNA of Oenanthe melanoleuca, 772 nucleotides long. Its product is annotated as scale keratin-like. Gene Ontology annotation, molecular function: structural constituent of cytoskeleton. The coding region runs from base 230 to 595 and encodes 121 amino acids. The transcript has 2 exons. Gene Ontology annotation, cellular component: intermediate filament. The record is from RefSeq and is a predicted model, not a curated record. Lineage: Eukaryota; Metazoa; Chordata; Aves; Passeriformes; Muscicapidae.
AAGUUCUGGGGUGUCACCAGGGGUAUGUUGACUCAGGGAGGGGCAGGGGCCAGACACCCUGGUGUCAGCAGCAGCAGCAGGGAGUGUCCACUAUGGAGACUGGCCUGGCCAGAGCUGAGCAAUGCUGGGGCUGCUAUAAAAGCCCUGCCUGUGCCACACUGGGACAAGCACUCGCCUGGCCACAUUCUCCUCCUCAGGGACAAGGAGCACCCUCGCAUCUCUCACCAAGAUGUCCUGCUACGACAUGUGCACCCCCAAAACCAGCGUGGCUGUGCCCCAGCCCAUCGCUGAGAGCUGCAACGAGCUGUGUGCCCGCCAGUGCCCCGACUCCUCGGCCUUGAUCCAGCCGCCCCCCGUGGUGGUCACCUUCCCCGGCCCCAUCCUCACCUCCUUCCCCCAGCAAGCCGUGGUGGGCUCCUCCGGAGCACCGGCCUUUGGCGGCUCCCUGGGGCUGGGCGGCCUCUACGGCGCCGGCGCCACCCAGGCCUCGGCUGGCCUCUGCACCUUUGGCAGAGCCUGCGCUGCUCCCGCCUACAGCCCUUGCGCCCUGCCCCGCUACAGCAAGAAGCUCUGGGACACCUGCGGGCCCUGCUAGAGCCACCACAGCCCAGCCCAAACGCGUGCGGCCGCCUCAGCCCAGCAUGGAGAAGUUGAGCUCUGCACAAGCUGCCCUGGCCUCCUGCAGCCCAUGACACUUGGCCUGCCUUGGGCCUGCCCACUGUCCCUCUCUCCUCUCCUGCCCUUCUUGGUACAAUAAAGUUUUCCUGCAUCC